Melampsora larici-populina 98AG31 is the source of this 1473-nucleotide messenger RNA. RefSeq lists its product as uncharacterized. The coding region runs from base 1 to 1473 and encodes 490 amino acids. The transcript is spliced from 16 exons. Gene Ontology annotation, molecular function: oxidoreductase activity. NCBI's taxonomy places the organism in Eukaryota, Fungi, Basidiomycota, Pucciniomycetes, Pucciniales, Melampsoraceae. The record is from RefSeq and is a predicted model, not a curated record.
AUGGCUACUGCCAGUACAGACGACCGAGCUGAAAUGCAGAAUCUCAAUGCUCUACUGAAAAAGUCUCUUUCGUUUCUAAACUUCAAGCCUGGACCAAGCUCGGCCUUCUUGAUGCCCGGUGUAUCUGCUGCCUCGGCUGAAGCCACUCGUGCUGUGCUCACUGAAAAUACGGAAAAAUAUCAUUGCUUUUUCAAUGACAUGCACUUUCACAAUCAUAUAGCCCAUCAUGUAUUGGCGAUGUAUUCGCUUGGUGCACCGCCAGCCUUGAUCAAGGCCGCUUUCGAGCAUGAAGUCCCAGAACAGAGACCUGCGCUCCCACCAGCAUUAGGUAAAAUAUUUGAUGAGAAAAAUUGGACUAUACACUUGGGGGAUGAUAAAUACUAUCCCAAUUACUUGUCCUUCUUUUCCACCGAGGUAGCUCGGUUAGGCGCCGUGGAUGCGGUAGAUCAUUAUGUCUUUCGCCAAACUGAAGGAGAUAUGUUGAAUCGAUCUUUGGGAGGCGUUUAUCAUCCUAUGAUUCAUUGGGGUUAUGGUCUUGAAUUUUCCAUCGACGGCGUCGUAGCGGAAGGUCUUGCGAUUGCCGCCGUCCAUUCUACCGAAUUGAGCAAAUUGCAGUUCAACCAUUUGAUCAAGAUCUCACAGGAAGUAUCUAGCGUCAUAGGAGAUGACAAUCCGAACAACAAGCCUAACUUUCAAGCUACUGUUCAACAGCUCAGGUUGCAUGAGGUCGCCUCUCGCGCUCGUCGAGCUUCCGAAGGCCUGACCGCAUUCGAGAUCCUCAACAGGGUGGCAAAUGAUCCACAAUUGGAACCGCCACAAAAUCGCCCCUCAGAUCCGAUAGCCUCCCUCGCCGAUACCUGUGAAAAAAAGUCAGAUAAAAUGUUGCAUUGGACUGAUCAGUGGCAUUUCCAGCCUGAAUUGCACUGGAAUGAGAUAGUAAGCAAAACUGAGGAGUUGUGCUGGCUGGCCGUUGCAAUUUACGCCUCCAGUUACCAGGAUGGACCAUCACCAUACCAGCUCGACUUUUUUUUGUUACAUGGCGUCACUUCUUGCAUAUUUCUCCCAACAAUCCUCCAGAACCUAUCCAAAGCAUCUCAAAAGGUGCUGCUAACAAGUUAUUUUCGUUCCGUCAUUGCCCUUUGGAUCUCACGGGGACGUCCACCACUUCACCUUUCGCAAGAAUUGGGAGCUAAAAAUAUGGAUUUACACGAGGUAGACAUUAGCAAAAACUGGCAAGCGAUGAUCUCUAGUGCAAUGACUCAUUCGGAUGAACACACUACGAAAACCAUCCGUACGCUUGCUUGGGCUUCCCAAUUAUUCGGGCGGGCAUCGCAGGGUGUAUACGCCUGUGAAUUACCGGGUUCGGGUGAACUUGAUGGAAGUAUCUUUUAUCGCGCUGCCUUGAAAACCUUGGAUAAACAAGGGUGGAAACGCGAUGCGAGGACUGAAACCCGCGCUUUCUUAUGGUAUUGA